AUGGAUGUUGAUGAACCUCUUCGGGAGAAGCUUCAUUGUCGUCCUGGAAUGAGUUAUGACAGGUAUGGCCGAACUCGGAGGAGACUCCGGACUGGACGGGGGAUCGACGAGGCCGACCCCCGUGCUGAGGGGGCCGGGGCUCUCCAGCACUACCAUAACACUGUCACUUUGUCAACAACAACAACAACAACAACAAACAACAAAAACAAACACGUCACUCCAUCAGCCGUGGCAUAG
Molecule: messenger RNA, 237 nt
Organism: Nezara viridula (southern green stink bug)
Lineage: Eukaryota; Metazoa; Arthropoda; Insecta; Hemiptera; Pentatomidae
Source: the annotation of a GenBank genome assembly